Messenger RNA from Sesamum indicum (sesame), 2546 nucleotides. Its product is annotated as putative L-type lectin-domain containing receptor kinase S.5. The record is from RefSeq and is a predicted model, not a curated record. Gene Ontology annotation, biological process: protein phosphorylation. Lineage: Eukaryota; Viridiplantae; Streptophyta; Magnoliopsida; Lamiales; Pedaliaceae. Gene Ontology annotation, molecular function: protein kinase activity; carbohydrate binding; ATP binding.
GUCUCAUAUGAUAGGCGUUAACCCUAGAAAUGCAAGAUGUACUCCCAAGAUUCUUACUUUUGAGUUGUUUCUAGCACGGUGAGAAAUCCAAUUUGAAGAAUCUACCUUCCUCAUCAGUUCAAUAUGUUGCAAGAGAGUUUGACUUCAGUACUAAAGCAUAUCAGCUAAAAACAACAGUGUCUUCCUAGCUAGAGAAAAGUGUUUUGCUUCAUAUAUACCAGGGAAAAACAGAUCAGGCUGGGUCUCAAACUUUUUAACUUACACCACGGCAAUGUUAACUCUACUUCUUGUUUUGUUGAUCCAUCAGACUUGUCUCAACUUAGUGGAAGCAAAGAAUUUCUCUUUUUCAUCAUUUGAUUCUGCAAGUUGUGAGAGCGGAGGCAAUUUAAUUUGUUGGGGAUCAGUAAAAGCAGCCAAUGGGAGCCUAAGCAUCACGUCGGACCAGCCAAAAGAGACUAGUGAGGUAGGAAGAGUCUUGUUCCGCUAUCCUAUGCCGGUGUGGCCAGCAUCUUUCUCUACCUCGUUCACUAUAAGAAUUACAUCUAAUUCAACAGUAUCCGGUGAUGGAAUGGCUUUCAUCAUCGCACAGGACAAUAAGCCUUCACCACCAGAAAGUUAUGGUUCAUUCAUUGGUAUCAUGGAUCCUUCAACUGAAGGUGGUCUUCUUAAACAACUUGCAGUGGAGCUAGACACAUACAAGAACCCGCGUGAAAUAGAUAACAACCAUAUAGCAAUCGACAGUACCAGUGUAGAUUAUCCAGUUGCAGUAAGAAGCCUCAGUGAUAUCGGGAUUAAUCUCAAGAGCGGGAGAAAUAUCAAGGUUAAAAUUGAGUAUGAUGGGCGGGGAAAGAUUCUUCAUAUUUACGUUGCAUAUGCGGGUGAAUGUAUGGUGGAUUUCUUGAGCCAUAGGAUAAUCAUGCAAGAUACAGUUCCUCAGCAAGCUUAUGUGGGCUUCACUGGUUCAACUGGCCAUUUCUGGGAGGUGCAUCAGGUUCUUGAUUGGAAUUUCACUCUGUAUGAACUGCCAAAAGAAUCUCUAAGUCAAGGGGUUAAUCGAAACCACUCUAGGAUGGUGUUACAGGUGGUUGUUCCCACUGUGGUGGUUUCGUUGGUUGUGGUUUUGCUUCUUUUGGCUGUAGCUCAUAGGAGACGAAAGGUGAGGCUUGAGGGGAGAUAUGACAUUGAAAUGCUGACAAAAUCCGCAGCCAAUGCUCCUAAGCUUUUCACUUAUAAGCAGCUUUCAAGGGCCACUCGUAACUUCAGUAAGGAAAAUCUGCUUGGAACUGGAGGCUUUGGAAGUGUUUAUAAAGGAGUUCUGUCUAACUCUGAUUUCCCUACUACUAUAGCUGUCAAAAGGAUUAAUGCAACUUCAACCCAAGGUGAAAAAGAAUACUUAGCUGAAAUAUGCACAAUCGGACGCCUGAGGCACAAGAACUUGGUGCAGCUGCAAGGCUGGUGCCAUGACAGAGAGCAACUACUACUUGUCUAUGAAUACAUGCCGAACGGAAGCCUAGACCAAUACAUAGGAAAGAACUUCCUAGAUUGGAAAAGCAGGUACAAAAUCCUAUCAGGAUUAGCAUCCGUGCUACUUUACCUGCAUGAAGAAUGUGACAAUCCGGUUGUACACCGUGAUGUGAAGCCGAACAACGUUAUGUUGGAUUCCGACUACAAUGCUCAUCUAGGUGACUUUGGGCUAGCAAGACUGCUCCAAAACAAUGCCUUUGUCACCACAAUGGUGGCCGGAACCAUAGGAUAUCUGGCUCCUGAAGUUAGUUUUACGGGAAGAGCGACCCCAGAGUCAGAUGUGUAUAGCUUUGGAAUGGUGGUGCUUGAAGUGGUGUGUGGGAGAAGAUCAAAGGGUUUGAUGGAAGAAUUUAGUCUGGUGGACUGCGUUUGGAAUUCAUACGAGAAGGGGUCGUUGCUGUCAUGCGUGGAUCACAAGUUAAGAGGCGAGUUUGAUGAGGAACAAGUAAAGAGAAGUUUGAUUGUAGGAAUAGCAUGUCUUCAUCCAGAUCAGAUGCUCCGGCCAAGAAUGCGAAAAGUGGUUCAAAUAUUCCUGAACCCUGAUGAGCCAUUGAUGAAGUUGCCAGAAUCUCGGCCUAUGGAACUGUGUUUAUCGUUGCCAUCUUCUUCCCCCACAAAUACUACAACUGAGUUGGAUGCAUGAGGAGGACAGGUGCACCUUGUUCUAUAUCAAUACAAUAUGAAGGAUGUGAAUUCUCAGGGGUUUCGGUAUUAUGUAUAUAUAUGCUCUGUUAUUCUAUUGCUUGUAUGGUAUGGUUCAAACAAACUAAUGAUGAUAACACCAGAUAUUGAUAUCUUUUAAGUUGAGGGGUUGGGGGGGGGGACAGUUAAUCUCAAAUGCAGCGUUGGUGUUGGAAGUUGGGAGCCAUCAAAAUCAAGGGACUGUUGCGUACAAAUUACAAUUUUAAAAACAUUUAAAACUUAUAAUUAAUAUUUGUUAACUUUAAUUAUGCUCAUUCACCAAUACCAUAUAUAUAUAUAUAUAUACUCGUUGACACACUCAAUAUAUAUACUGGUGCUGU